AAAAACAGGGAUUUUGUAAACGGGGAAUUGGCCAAAUUAAACGUAAUCAUGUUGUUAUAUCACUCUCGCAUCUGGCCCCAGGAUGAUUGGCGAGGGCACCUCCGACGUGCCUACUGUCAGACUGGGGUUGACAAGACGCGCGUUGUGCUCAGUCUAUCCAGUGCGCGUUAACCAUGAGUCCGGCACUGCCCGGAGCGCCAAACUUUCACCAAUUACGCCCGGAAGUGUGUCGGAUCGCACUGAAGGUGUUGGAGGGAAUGAAACAUAGAGGGCACUUACAAUUUGUCCUGUGACUGCAAGUGCUUAGCUGAAGACUGGAUGCUCUGGUUCUCUGCAGCUGAAUCUAGUGACUGAGCCUCCCAUCUGUCCAUCUGUGUGUGUGGGUGUAUGGGUGUGCAUGUGUGUGGCUGAUUGUCUUAUCCUGGGGUCCCAAGGCUUUGCACUGGCUGAACUGCAGCCAUGGAGGUGGCCCUGGUAGACUUUGAGAGCCUAGAUGAUCUUGACGGCAACCUUGAUGAUGAGGUGGAAACAUACUCUGAUGAGACCACAGCUCUCACAGUGGACAUGCCCCCAGAGCACAGCUGCAGCCCGGGCAGCAACCACCUUACACAAGCCUCUCAGUUUUCCUCUACGCCCAAGCUCUCCUUCAUUUGGGAAUCCACCUCAUCUUCGCCCAUUCCAAACACACAGACACUAGGAGUACCCCAGUCCCCAACCAUGCCAACUCCAACCAAACAGGAACGCAGUAGCUGUGCCAGUAUGAUCUCCGAUUGGAAAUUGCUGCUAAACAGUGAGUGCACUAAGGAUAGUGAGACCAUCUUCAGCCGGCUUGCUAAGGAGUGCUGCGAGGAUCUGUUUGUAGAUAAACGAGGGCUGGAUGACGGAGACCAGAAAGUCAUCAUCAACAUUGCUGGUCUUCGUUUUGAGACGCAGCUCAAAACUUUGGACCAAUUUCCUGAAACGCUGCUAGGAGAUCAUUUGAAGAGGAUGGACUACUUUGAUCCAAUGAGGAACGAGUACUUCUUUGACCGGAACCGACCCAGCUUUGACGGCAUCUUGUAUUACUACCAGUCAGGGGGCAAGAUCAGACGUCCGGCUAACGUUCCGCUGGAUGUGUUUGCAGAUGAAAUUCUGUUUUAUGAGCUUGGAAAUGAGGCCAUGGAGCAGUUCAGAGAAGAUGAAGGAUUUAUAAAGGAUGUUGAGAUCCCUCUACCUAAUAAUGAUGUGUACAGGCAAUUCUGGCUGCUGUUUGAGUACCCAGAGAGCUCAAACGCGGCCCGUGGUGUAGCACUGGUGUCUGUUUUUGUUAUUGUCAUAUCCAUCAUUAUUUUCUGCAUGGAAACGCUGCCAGAAUUCAGAGAUGAAACCGACCCAAUUGUGCCCACAACGCUACAGCCUUUUAACCAAUCUAGAUUUUACAGUUCUGUGGCUCCAUCUGGCGUGAAGCCCACAACUUUCUCUGAUCCCUUUUUCAUCAUUGAGACUGCCUGUAUUGCUUGGUUCUUCUUUGAGCUCUGUGUGAGAUUUUUGGUCUGUCCUAGCAAAAGGGAUUUUUUUCACAACCUUAUGAACAUCAUUGACAUUAUAUCCAUCAUCCCUUAUUUUGUUACCGUGGUUACAGAAUUGAUCACGACGCCUCAAGAGAACUCAGGACAGAACAUGUCUUUGGCCAUUCUGCGUAUCAUCCGUCUGGUAAGGGUGUUUCGUAUAUUCAAACUUUCACGUCACUCCAAGGGGCUGCAGAUCCUGGGUCAGACUCUAAAGGCCAGCAUGCGUGAGCUUGGCUUGCUCAUCUUUUUCCUCUUUAUUGGAGUCAUCCUCUUCUCCAGUGCUAUCUACUUUGCUGAGGUAGACGAGCCAAACACACAGUUCGUCAGCAUACCCGAUGGCUUCUGGUGGGCUGUGGUAACCAUGACCACAGUAGGCUACGGGGACAUGUGUCCUAUUACUAUGGGAGGUAAAAUGGUGGGCACCUUGUGCGCCAUCGCAGGUGUGCUGACCAUUGCUUUGCCUGUUCCCGUCAUUGUUUCAAAUUUCAACUACUUUUAUCACAGAGAGACAGAAGCAGAGGACAAGUUGCCCUUGUCAGAUGCUGUUGAGCAAGCCAUGAAGGCUGAAUCAGGUACAAAAGAGGGUUGCAACACCUCUCUUAAUAAAGCCAAUGGCGUUUAGCAGACUGACAAAGGGAAAUUAUCAUUCAAGGACACAAUUUAGAAGAAGAGACUUUGCCACAAAGUGGGAAGGAGUUGUGAAGGAAAAAGAGUAUAUGAAGGAAAUUAGUUGUUUUGAUUUUCCUCUAAUAAUAGUUUAAUGGGAUCAGUGAGAUAAAGUAUUGGUAUAU
Etheostoma cragini (Arkansas darter) is the source of this 2341-nucleotide messenger RNA. It is a transcript of the gene kcna10a, whose product is annotated as potassium voltage-gated channel subfamily A member 10. Gene Ontology annotation, cellular component: voltage-gated potassium channel complex; membrane. The transcript has 2 exons. Lineage: Eukaryota; Metazoa; Chordata; Actinopteri; Perciformes; Percidae. Gene Ontology annotation, molecular function: delayed rectifier potassium channel activity; protein binding. Gene Ontology annotation, biological process: potassium ion transmembrane transport; protein homooligomerization. Bases 460 to 2172 code for a protein of 570 amino acids. The record is from RefSeq and is a predicted model, not a curated record.